Messenger RNA from Effrenium voratum, 918 nucleotides. NCBI's taxonomy places the organism in Eukaryota, Dinophyceae, Suessiales, Symbiodiniaceae. The record is from the annotation of a GenBank genome assembly.
AUGGAUGUGCGGUUUCGAGUCCUCUUUGUGUCCGCCCAACCCAGGGGCAACGCUUUUGCCAACGCCUCUGCAGUGCUGUCGGAGGGCGGUCAGGAGUUUGCGGCCAACUUCAACCUCGAGAAGGAGUUGGCCAACGAGGUAGAGCUUUGGCGGCUGCAGGCAUCCUCUGUGCUUCUCACGGAGGCAAAUCGCAGGCAGCAAAGCCCGAGAGGUCGAGAAGGCCCGGAGUCUGCUGAAGGCCUUGCGGCCAUGGCGAGGAGGCUCCAUGGGGGCAUGCCCUUCGACCACGAGAGGUCUUUGUCUCCACCUUCGCGAACGCAACUAAGCCUACACAACCGGGCAGGUCUGACACCUCGACUGAGUCCGCGGGAGGAGAUAGGUGCCUGGCCUGCUCCUGAUCCGCAGAAGGACCACACGGAGGCAGUGGAGCAGCCGCCGCCCAGCCGAGGGAGCGGUGCGCAGUCCGCACAUGGCUCCGGCGCCAGUGGGUUCGUGGAGUCCACCAGGGAAUCCACCUUGGGUGACCGUGAGCCCGAGUUCGGUGAGGUCCGCGAGGAACCUUCGCCAGCCAAUAUCCCCUCCGAGAAGCAUGGCUACGAGGACAAGGCGGUGUCGACUGCAACAGCUGCGACUUCAGAUGGCCCCGUGGACGUGCAGUUGCAGGCGAGGGCCAUUGCUGAACAUCGGGCUUUCUCAGAUCUCAGCUCUGAAGACUCGACCUUCGUAGGUUUCAUUGAGGACACUACGGAGGCCCCGGGUCAGGAGUACCGUAUCCUCUUCCACGCCACGCCAAAGAGCAGCGGCCUUCAAUUUGGCACACAGGCUGCGAGCGCUCCAGGGGAUGAGGCGUUGCCAGAGUCCCAAAGCUUCGCAAUGAGCGAGGUCUCUGGCGUGAAGUCCGACCGCAUGCACUUCUGA